Guillardia theta CCMP2712 is the source of this 501-nucleotide messenger RNA. RefSeq lists its product as hypothetical. The transcript has 6 exons. Bases 1 to 501 code for a protein of 166 amino acids. The record is from RefSeq and is a predicted model, not a curated record. NCBI's taxonomy places the organism in Eukaryota, Cryptophyceae, Pyrenomonadales, Geminigeraceae.
AUGGAGAUGAUGCCAUUUUUUCAUUCCAGUACCAGCGGCUUCUUCGUUUUCGGAUGGUAUCAACCUAGAAUCGCCAGACGAGUUUGCCUUGAUCGCUUUCACAAGAUCCAUGGACAUGUCAACGUUCCGCAACACUGGCGGGGAUCUCCGAAGUUGGGUGAGACGAAAAGGAAAGCACAGCUACAGGGAGCAUGGGACCAUUGGGACAAUGAGCUGGGGGUUUGGGUCUGGCGGUUGCGCAGACUUUUUCGGACUGGUGCGCUCCUUGAGAAGCAGCAAUCGUUGCUCGAGGAGAUAGGAUUUGUUUGGAAUUGGAAGGAUCACGUUUGGGAAUCUUUCUUCCGCGAGCUCCUCUUCUUCAAGAUGCAUCUGGGACAUUGUCUUGUUUCAAAGACACUAGGAUUUGUGUGGAACGUCCUGUCUGAGCCGCUGCUGCGUAACAAUUCAAUCUGGAGGAUAUUCAAGGGCAAGAGCAAGAGAUUGAGCCAGAAGCUUUGUUGA